AUGCCUGAAUUAGCUACUAUCAAGGCUAUCGCGUCGGGUCCCUACCACGAUAGUCCGUGUGGCGACUUAAUCAUACGCACCGCGGACGGCACGGAAUUUCACGUCGACCGCAAGAGUAUUGCGGACGCAUCACCUCUCUUUUCCGACCUCUUUUACCUCCCUCAGACUAGCUCCGAUACGAGCGACAAGCCGAUCCUCGAUGUUGCCGAGUCGACAGCAGUCUGGGAGCGCAUCAUGCACAUAUGCACUCAUCCCCCGGAACCCGUCAUCGACUUCGCACAACUGUCUUCCCUACUCGCGGCCGGCAAGAAGUAUUCCCUACGAGGCGUGAGCCAGCGGAUGCAGGACGUCCUUCUCCGCGCCGACUACCUCGACAAGAAACCCCUGAGCGUGUACGCUCUCGCGUGCGCCUACGACCUCCUAGCCGUCGCACGCGUUGCGGCCCGGCGCAUGCUCAAGCUCCCUGCGAUGCUUGAGUCCGUCCCCGAGCUCACGUCAAUCUCCGGGCGCGCAUACCACAACCUCCUCGAGUACCGCUACAAGUGCGGGCAGGCUGCCUCUACGGCUGUCGCGCGCUCGCGGGGAUUGCAGCCCAUGCCAGGGUGGGUGGACGAGGAGACGAUCAAGAUGCUCGUCAUAUGCAGCAGCACUUCCGACGACUGCAAGGAAAACUCGGUGUACUACUGCGUGCAUCCGACGGAGUAUUAUCUGCGGCAGUCGUGGCUGGACUAUCUUGAUAAGCUCGGGCGUGAGCUGGUGGUGAGGCCAGACGGAUCGCUCGCGAGCAGCCCGGAGAUGCUGGAGCCGGUGGUUGUGUCGGCCGCGGAGUGCAUUGCGUGUGCGACGAAGAUAUUUGGGCAGGCGAUUGGGUUCGCGAAGAAAGUCGAGGAGGUAAUAGAAGACGCGAUUUCGAAGGUUGAGCUGGCUUCUGAUGCAUAG
Messenger RNA from Dichomitus squalens LYAD-421 SS1, 939 nucleotides. RefSeq lists its product as uncharacterized. Bases 1 to 939 code for a protein of 312 amino acids. The record is from RefSeq and is a predicted model, not a curated record. Lineage: Eukaryota; Fungi; Basidiomycota; Agaricomycetes; Polyporales; Polyporaceae. The transcript is spliced from 2 exons.